AUGACUAAGCUCUCAUUUAAAGUGAUCCCUGUAGCCAACCGCGGCGAAGAACCAGAGCUCACUGAACCCACCAUCAUUCUGUACCCAGAAAGGAACAUUUCUCUGCAUCAGGACAAAGUGGUUCUGCCUCCAUUUGUGAAGAAAUCACUGGACAAACUUCGGUGGUUGCUUUUCGCCACUGAUGACCGUGAGUUGAACUUGAACUGGGUGGGAGAAUUCCUAUACCAGACGAGAAGGCUUCCCGAAGAGGAGGCACCUGAUGUGGUCACAGUGAGGGGAAAACAAGUAUCAUUUCCCCCGCUGAUGUCCAGGAAGUACUCCACCUUCCCACCGUCACCAAUUGUCCGUACCAGAAUAACCCUCAUCUACAACAGCUUGCAGAGGGACAUAAGGAAGACUAAGGUCUUCCUCCCCUGCCUCAUCACCAAACUCUGCAGGAGAGCUGGUGUAGAGGAACACCCAGAUGACACCAUGAAGGUGGCAUCUAUCAUUGAUGCUAAGACCUGGAACGGUCUUAAAAGCACCUACAUUGACACCACCCAACCUAUUACUGCCAAUCUCAGACGUUCCCCUACCAGAGAUAGUGAGGAGGAAACAUCUGUGGGCUCACUGAAAAAGACUACCAAGACCACUCCUACAAAAUCCUCUUCCUCUGGCCACGUUCCGGCCAGAAGAACCAUCCUUCCUCCUACCAAGGUGAAGAAGAAUACCCCUGUUGCUACUGAUGGCAAGCAGGGCAAGAAGAAAUCUCCUGCCAAACCUCCCCUAAGAAAGGGGGAACGUUCGAGUCAGAGGAUAAAGAGGGAGAGUGAAGACAAUGAGCCUUUGGCAAAAAGGCUGAAGGCUGGCAGAAUGUCAGCACCAAAACCAGCUGCAAAGGAGAAAUCCCCAAGCAGCUCAAACUCUACAUUUUCUGACAUUCCAUCCCCACCACCUGCUCACUCUCCACUACAACAAAUCACCCCACAACCCUCUCCUAGGCAACAACAAGGACAGGGACAGAAAGACAAAGAAGCAGCAUCUGCUGCAGAGACAUUAGUGGCUGAGCAAGAGGCUCAGCCACAGAAGAAAAAUGACAAAGGAAAGUGGAUUCUUAUAGAACCCCCUAAGAAGAAAGCAAAGACAACAGGCCAUAGGCAGAUCAAUCUGGGGGGGCCUUUGUCAUUUCCUGUCAUCCGUCCCGAUACAUCUGGGGACGAAGCUCUUGCCAGAGCUUUGGUAGAAGAAGAAGGGAUGGCAAUUCCUCCACUGAUGGAGGAACAAGCUGUGACCAUGCCCUCAUCAUCCAGACCACCAGUGGAUGAACCCAGCACAACACCUAUCAUACCUCCUGCUACUCGCAAUAACCAACAGAAGAAGCAACCUACUUCCUCCCCUACUGCAGCAAUCCCCAUUGCAGCUAGAAGAAAAUCGCAAAUUGGGAUUGCUGAAAUCUUUGAAAUGCAGGGAGAGAAGUUAGAAAAACGGCUGCCAGCAAAGAAAUCCGUCCCCCAACUUGACAUGACAAGCACCAAUGCAUAG
This is a messenger RNA of Gastrolobium bilobum, 1521 nucleotides long. RefSeq lists its product as uncharacterized. The transcript has 3 exons. The record is from RefSeq and is a predicted model, not a curated record. The coding region runs from base 1 to 1521 and encodes 506 amino acids. Lineage: Eukaryota; Viridiplantae; Streptophyta; Magnoliopsida; Fabales; Fabaceae.